AAACUCGGAGAGAGUGGACACUCGAGAAAAGGAAGAGAGAGAGAGAGAGAGAUGAAGCCCCAUUUGGUGGAACUGUUGCCAUUCGCAGCCAUGGUGAUGGUAGAGUGCUUGGAUGUGGGCCUAACCACCCUGAGCAAAGCAGCCAUGUCCAAAGGAAUGAGCCACUUUGUCUUUGUUGUUUACUCAAACGCCAUCGCCACUCUCAUCCUCCUCCCUUCUGCUUUCCUCUUCCACAGAACAAAGAGGGACUCACCUCCUCUGACGUUCUCUCUCCUCUGCAAAUUCUUCCUCCUCGGCCUUGUUGGGAUUACAGUGAUGCAAAACUGUGUAUUCACAGGGAUAAACUAUAGCUCACCCACCCUUGGAUCGGCCAUGAGCAAUUUGGUCCCAGCUUUCACUUUCUUGCUUGCUGUUCUCUUCAGGAUGGAAAAGGUAGAUUUUAGAAGCUCAAGAAGUCGGGUGAAGAUCAUGGGGACCUUGGUUUCAAUAUCAGGCGCAUUGGUAGUAACCCUCUACAAGGGUCCUCCAAUUGGCUCCUUGCCAGUUCAAUCCUCAUCAGUUUCCUCUGAAGACUCGUUUCCAUCACAAUCAUCUCUCUUCAACAUGUUGGCAACUGAAAGUAACUGGAUUCUUGGAGGCCUUUUCCUUGCGAUUGCUUGUUUAUCUCUGGCUAUAUGUAACAUUUCUCAGGCUGCAAUACUUAAAGGGUACCCAUCAGAAUUGACAACAGUGGCAUUCUACUGCUUGUUUGGGACAAUCCAAUGUGCGGCACUCUCAUUAUUUGCAGAAAGAAACAACCCAAAUGCUUGGAAACUAAGCCCUGAUAUCGAGCUCAUCUCAGUCAUCUACUCAGCCGUGCUUGGAAGUGCCGUAACUUUUUCCGUCCAAACAUGGUGUAUACACAAGAAAGGUCCUGUGUUUGUCUCCAUGUUCAAGCCAAUGGGCAUUGCUAUUGCUGCAUUAUUGGGUGCCAUUUUCCUUGGUGACGCACUUCAUGUUGGAAGCAUAAUUGGAGCAAUUGUAAUUGUGGUGGGUUUCUACGGAGUGAUAUGGGCACAAUCAAAAGAAGAGGAAAAGGGAAACCAUGGAGUUGAUCAGCUGCCUUCAUCCUCAUGCAAUACCCCACUAUUGCAGACUCACGCGGUCGCAUAGAAACUUGUAUAUUGUAGAAAAUCAGCCAUUUUCCCGUUUAGCUUUUCUUUGAAUUAUAUCCCACUCGAAACAAUGAAUUCGAGAGUCGAAUGUUGUUGCACGAGUACACGGUAUAUAACUAUUGACCAAGUACCCAAAAAUAAGGUCGAUGGUUCUUCAAAGUAUUUUCUGGAAAGAGCAAUUCUUCUAAGAAAACUUUAUAAGAUGUUCUAAUUUCUUGAAAA
Messenger RNA from Rhododendron vialii, 1376 nucleotides. RefSeq names its product WAT1-related protein At3g28050-like. Lineage: Eukaryota; Viridiplantae; Streptophyta; Magnoliopsida; Ericales; Ericaceae. Gene Ontology annotation, molecular function: transmembrane transporter activity. The coding region runs from base 52 to 1152 and encodes 366 amino acids. The record is from RefSeq and is a predicted model, not a curated record. Gene Ontology annotation, cellular component: plasma membrane. The transcript has 7 exons.